UUCAAGCGACCAAAAAAAAAAAGGAAAGAGAAAAACUCGAGAGUCCACCGUUCGUUGCCGCUUGCCGACAGCGUAGUGUCCACCUUCCGCCUCCACUCGGCUGCGUAAAGUCCGGCCGUCUCGAUGGCUCUCCGCCGCCUCGCCGGCGCGUCCUCGCCUUCCUUCUCCUUCAAGUCCUUCACUACUGUUCUCCCACAGGCAGCGGAGACCGCGCCCGCCUCCCCGUCCUACCUCGCCCACCACCUGCUCGACGAAUUCUCCCGCCCGCGCGCCUCCCGCGACGGGGAGCGCCUCCGCCGCCUGGCCGCCCACCUCACCGCGCCCGCCGUGGAAUCCGUCAUCGCGCGGCUCCCCUCCUGGCGCCACGCGCUCGACUUCUUCCGCUGGGCCGACGAGCAGCCGGGCUUCCGCCACUCCUGCUACUCGUUCAACGCCAUGGCCUCGCUCCUGCGGCGCCGCCAGCCCGCCCACCUCGACCGCCUUGCCGCCGACGCGCUCGCCGCGGGCUGCCCCAUGACGCCCGGCGCGCUGGGGUUCCUCCUCCGCUGCCUCGGCGACGCCGGGCUUCCUGACACCGCCGCCCUCGUCUUUGACAGCGCGAGGGCGCGCCUUAGCUGCACUCCCAACUCUUACACCUUCAACUGCCUUCUUGACGCGCUGGCUAAGGCCGGCCGCGCAGACGAUGCGGAGGCGAGGCUCCGGGAGAUGAUGGUGGCAUGCGGCGAUGGAAGUGUCGAUAAGUACACCCUCACCUCGCUCCUGCAGUGCUACUGCAAUGCAGGCAGCCCAGAUGACGCCAACGACGUGUUCCAGAGGAUGAGCCAGCAUGGUUGGGUGGACGAGCAUGUGCUGACGAUGCUGGCGGUGGCGUUCAGCAAGUGGGGGAAGGUGGACGGGGCGGUUGAGCUCGUGGGGAGGAUGGAAGUGUUGGCGAUGAGGCCGAGUGAGAAGACACUUAGUGUGCUGGUCCAUGGGUUUGCAAAACAGCGCAGGAUCGACAAAGCCAUUGAGAUGUUUGACAAGAUGUCUGCUUAUGGUUAUGUUGCUGAUUUGCCAAUGUACGGUGUGUUAAUUGAGGGUCUCUGCAGGCAGAAGCAAAUAGGAAAAGCGCUGAAAAUAUUUGAGGUGAUGAAGAGCAGUGAGGUUGUUCCUGAUGUCCGUUUACUCAAGAAUAUGAUUGAGGCUUUCAUUCAUGAAGGAGAUAUAGCCACUGUUAGCCCGUUUAUCAAUGAAAAUGCCGGGAAGUUAAAACCCAGUGAUGUUACCGCACUGUACAAUGUGGUUCUACAAGGGCUUGUUAACCACGGGCAGGUAGAAGCAGCUUAUCAGUUGCUCGCCUCAAGGGUACGUGGUGUUCAGGGGAUUAGUGAUGGUUUGACUGUUGGUGCAAAUGUGUUUGAUACCGUGCAGGAUGUGAAGCCAAACUCUGAUUCCUUCAACAUUGUUGUGUGCGGCCUUUGUAAGGUUAAGAAGCUGGAUGAUGCCUUAGCUCUCGUGAAGGAUAUGGUUGGCUUUGGCAGCAAGGGAAAGCUAUUGAUGUUUAAUGAUUUGAUCUAUGAGUUGUGCAAUGCAGAUAGGUUAGAUGAAGGAUACAAAUUGUUUAACCAAAUGAAGGAUCUUGGUGUGAUUCCCACGGAGUUCACAUAUAAUUCAUUAUUUUAUGGCAUUUGCAGGAGAAAAGAUCCAAAUGGUGCUUCUGAUUUACUGAGGGAGAUGUGCACCAAUGGACAUAGACCAUGGAUAAAGAAUUGCACAGAAAUGGUGCAACAGCUUUGCUUUAGUGGCAGGAUAACAGAAGCUCUUGGCUUUCUAGAAGAAAUGCUCAAAAUGGGUUUUCUUCCUGAUAUCGUGACAUACUCCGCAGCCAUGAAUGGACUGUGUAAAACCGGUGAGGUGGACAAUGCGUUAGGACUCUUCCGUGACAUUUCUGCCAAAUCUUAUCUUCCUGAUGUGGUAGCACAUAAUAUCUUGAUAAAUGGGUUCCGUCUAUCAGGUAAAUUAAAUGAGGCGCAAGAAAUUAUGGAAGAGAUGUUGGAGAAGGGUCUGUUUCCGUCUGUUGUUACCUACAACCUUAUGAUCGAUGUUUGGUGCAAGUCUGGCAAUAUUGAAAAAGCGGUUGAUUGCUUAAAUAAAAUGGUUGAUGAAGAGAAGUCGCCAACAAUAGUUACAUAUACAAGCUUGAUAGAUGGACUCUGCGGUGCUGGAAGACCUGACGAAGCCAUUGUUUUGUGGCACAAAAUGAGUGAUAAAAAUUGUGCUCCAAAUAAGAUAGCGUAUACUGCUUUUCUAAAUGGAUUGUGCAAGUGUGGUCGAGUAGAGACUGCACUGACCUACUAUGAGGAGAUGAUGACGAAAGGUUUUGUGUUAGAUACCUUUUCCUGCUUAUAUUUUAUAAAUGCUUUGAUAUCAAAUGGGAAUACAACUAAAGGAUGUGAACUUUUGAAAGAGGUUCUUCAAAGGGACAUGACACAGGGUGAUGAUUUGAAAAUGGUAGGAUUAAUAAAUAAAGCAGUUGAAGUGUUGUCUAAAGAUGGAAGAACUUCUCCAGAGAUAAGUAUACUUGUAGAGAAAGGUUUAAUUUCAAGGGCUCAAACUAUGGGCAAGAAAGAUGGAAACUGACAUUUGUUGCUCACCUCAAGGGCUCUAACCAGGAAGCCCUUUCCUGCUGCUAGCAGAUUGUUCCUACUGCGUGCAACUACUUUCUCAAGGUCCUGUAUGUUAAUUGUUGGCAGCUUGGGGCUUAAGAUCAAUGGAACUAAAUUUGUGGAGUUCUCAAUAGGUGUUCCUCAUGGUUGCUUCUGAAUUGGAUGGACACCUUCUGGUUUAAAUAUCCUUUAUAGGCCCCAGUCGUAUCCAAGACUUCAAGUCUUGAGUCAAAUACCCUAUGUAAUUGUAGAACUAAAUGUGAUAUGGUGUAUGUGAAGGCUCCGAAUUUGCUAAGAGAAAUAUGGAAGUGUGGCUAAGUCCGCCUGGGGAACUAUUCGCAGGAUUCUGGGCACCUUGUAUUGUCCUAGGAAUUUGUGGCAAAGCUCGACAUGGCUGUAUGCUUUCUUGCCGGACAGGACCAAAUUCUAUAUGUGUGUAUUGCAGCUGUUUGCUGGGGAAUAUGGAAUGUGUGCAAUAAGGUCACCUUUGAGAAGCAUAAGAUGCAAUCCCCUAUGGAAGUUGUGUUCAUAAUCUGUACAUUUCUCUUAUACUGGGAACUGGGCAGGUUUACUCAAAAGCGGGGAGCAAGGCGUCUUCAGGGCCGAAGUCGAGACAUUGAUGAACGAGGCUACCACUCCUGCGUCUCUCAUGAGCUCGGCUUCUGCAGGGGGCGAGAACAUCUUGUAUUCCUGGAGGCCGAGUGCUUGGAGUAAUCCGAAGCUGGGGACUCCUGUGGUCGUUUAUUUAAGUGGCUGUAGAAUUGUACCUGGUGUUUUCUGUCUUUUGGAUUGCUCUUCCGAUGUUGGCAAUAGAUGCAUCUCUGUUAGAACUUGUGUUGGUUUGGUGGUAGCAGGUUUUUGCCCGGUGGUGGGUGGUUCGAUGGCGAACUAUCUAUAGCGGUUUCCUGCUAUCUGCCCCGUCCCGCUUCCUCUGCUUUGUAGUUUCUUUGCUGAUUUCUGUUCGGAGAAUUCUGUAUUUCCGUUAUGGAAGUAAUGGAAAGGGGCAAUGCCCCGUUAAAAAAAAGUGAUAGGGUGUAAUUCUUAUCCUCUA
Molecule: messenger RNA, 3696 nt
Organism: Triticum urartu
Lineage: Eukaryota; Viridiplantae; Streptophyta; Magnoliopsida; Poales; Poaceae
Product: Tetratricopeptide repeat (TPR)-like superfamily protein
Molecular function (GO): protein binding
Source: RefSeq, a predicted model, not a curated record